Molecule: messenger RNA, 1657 nt
Organism: Olea europaea var. sylvestris
Lineage: Eukaryota; Viridiplantae; Streptophyta; Magnoliopsida; Lamiales; Oleaceae
Product: zinc transporter 4, chloroplastic
Exons: 4
Coding region: 245-1480 (411 amino acids)
Biological process (GO): zinc ion transmembrane transport
Cellular component (GO): plasma membrane
Molecular function (GO): zinc ion transmembrane transporter activity
Source: RefSeq, a predicted model, not a curated record
GGAAUAAUAGGCUACCUUGCCACUUUCUCUGGAAAUAUGUCGACAUCUCUCUCUCUCCAUUGACACGUUUGAAAAUUAUGUCGACAUCUCACUCUAUCUCUCUCUCCAUUUUCAAUUGUAGUUACGUAUCCAUACACUUCUAUGAUAUAUAUGUGUAAUUCGGAGAUUCGUGUUGUUUGAGAGCUAGAGUAAUUGAAUAGAAAGGCUCCUAAAAAGAAUACGAUUCACUUCUUGGUUCCUGCUAAUGUCAUUCUUUGAGAAUCUCUUUCCAGGGCUUUGGUUCGGGGAAAUUGGAGAAAAAGUUGGGGUUUAUUCAGACUCCUUUCUUCAGAAUCUUUCUCAAUCCAUGUCAAACUCCACUUGUGGCAGUGCUGAUGAAUAUUCUGAGGGAUGUCACAAUGACUCCUUUGCUCUCAUCUUUAAAAUGGUGGCAAUCGCUGUCAUUCUCAUUGCUGGAAUUUGUGGUGUUGCCAUUCCAUUGGUUGGUAAGAAGCGCCGGUUCCUCCAAACAGACUCGAACCUCUUUGUUGCUGCAAAAGCCUUUGCUGCUGGUGUCAUUCUUGCCACUGGCUUUGUCCACAUGUUACCGGAUGCCACAUCUGCACUGACAAAUUCUUGUCUCCCAAAAUUCCCGUGGUCAAAAUUUCCAUUUUCUGGGUUUGUUGCAAUGAUUGCCUCUUUGGCUACAUUGCUGGUUGAUUUUCUGGGGACUCAGUACUAUGAGAGGAAACAGGAGAAUGAGAGUCCUAAUGUUGAGUUUGAUUCAUCGGACAUGGUGUCCGAAUUUGGGAUUGUUCCAGUAGAGAAAAAGAGGGGGAGUGCAAAGGUGUUUGGGGAAGAGGAAGGGGGUGCAAUGCAUAUUGUGGGGAUGCGUGCACAUGCGGCACACCAUAGACACAGCCACCGACAAGAAGAGGGGGCAUGCGAAGGGCGCGUAAAGGAACAUGCACACGGUCAUUCACAUUCACAUGCGAUCAGUGGUUGGGAUGAGGAAGGUGGUCUCAGGCACAUUGUUGUUUCACAGGUUCUGGAACUCGGAAUAGUAUCACACUCCGUGAUCAUCGGACUCUCUCUAGGAGUCUCGCGCAAUCCAUGUACAAUAAGACCCUUGAUCGGAGCAUUAUCAUUCCAUCAGUUCUUUGAAGGGUUUGCUCUAGGAGGAUGCAUUUCACAGGCCAAAUUUACGAGCCUUCGUGCAACCCUUAUGGCAUGCUUUUUUGCCUUAACGACCCCAUUGGGAAUAGCUGUUGGAACUGGCAUUUCUUCGAUUUACAAUCCUAAUAGCCCGAGAGCUCUGGUAAUUGAGGGCAUUUUUGAUUCAAUAUCUGCUGGAAUUCUUGUAUACAUGGCUCUUGUGGAUUUGAUUGCAGCUGAUUUCCUGAGUAAGAGGAUGAGCUGCAACUUGAAGCUCCAAAUAGUGUCUUAUUUUGCACUCUUCAUUGGGGCGGGACUGAUGUCUUCUCUUGCCUUGUGGGCUUGACUAGUCUCGUUUAGACGUCGUUUCUUUUUGCUGUUAGAUUAAUAGAGGCUAGAGAUUAUCACGAGAAAUUGUGUUGUAUUUAAGGUUAUUUUGACUCUUCCUGUGAUGUUUUUCCUAGUAAAAGCAUCUAAUGUGAUGGGCGUUCCGACUGAGAAGGUUUCCAGCUCCUUUGUGCAA